UUUAGCUGCCGGGCCGGGCCAGGUACGGCUAGCUAGGGUAGAAAAUCAUUUUCUAACUUGUCGGCAGAGUCGUCUAAAAACUUUCAAUUCCAAUUCUGAUUAAAAAAAAAGUGAAUUAAAAAAAAUAUUUAUUGGUCCGAACAUUUUGAAACUUCUGCCAGUCAUGGGUGACGAGAAUUUUAGGAGCCUUGAGCUCAACGAGGUGUCCGGUGAGUAUACCCUGGCGGAGAUCGAAGUUGGCGACGAGUCGCAGCUGAGUUUCAGCCACCUGCCGGGUGCCACAUUGCUGGCAUCCAGCGAGGGAAGCAGCCAUGUGCAGCGAAUUGUCGGCCAGGAGGAACUGGUCCAGUUCUUUGCCAGGGCACCGCCACCCAUCAUGCAGAUGUCAACUGAAGUGGUGUUGCAGCGCACUCUGGAGCAUCCAGCGCUCAAGCAGAUACUCCAGGAAGCCGACGGCCAGCCAGAUUUUGAUCCGGCAGCAGAGCAAAUGAAAAUUCGCGAAUUCCUGGCGGGCGUCACCAACAACAAGAUGACCACAGAGGAAUCUGUCUUUCAAGCCCAACGCAUGAGCGCGUCUUCGACUGGGACACGCAUCUACAAGUGCCGUCAUUGCGGUGGAAAGUUCGAUGCUAUGUACUUUUCAAGCCACAUUUGUUUGCCCGAGGAAGCUGCAAAGCCAGCCUGUGAGGCAGCUGUUCAGCAGGAUAAGCCACGAACAGUGAAGGCGUCGACGGGUGCUGUCCCAGCGCCGCGUUAUAUUCGAGGCAGCGAGCGCGUCAUCUUGGAAAAUCAAAUUCGCCUUCGGCGCUACAUGAAGGACGAGCUGAAGUACGAUGUCACCACGGGCAUGGACAAUUCGCUGGGCAGGAAGACAGGCAAGCAGCCCAACGAGUGCCCUAUAUGCGAUCGGCAGUUUGUGCAUCCCUCUGGCCUGGUGCGCCACAUGGAGAAGCAUGCCCUGAACCUGAUCGCCCCACAGACGAAUGCGCCAUCAAGCCCGGCUCCGCCUGCCGCCGGCCUGGCUGUGGUGAUAAAGUGCAACGAAUGUGGCCGCAUCUUCUAUGAUUGUAAGCUGGCCAUGCGCCAUAUCCGUGUGCAUUAUCCCGAAAAACCGAAUUUUGGCGGACCCCUCACGGACGGGAACGAAUCAGAAAAGAAAGAGUUCGUUAAGCGUAUGCAGAAGGGGGAGUUUCUCUUCCUAUGUGUGCACUCAAAGAAACGGAGCUUCCACCAGAAGCAGUCGAAGCGAGCGUUGGAGGCCGGGCUAUUCUGUACCGUCAUCCUGGGUAGCGUGCUGCAGUGCGAGUUCUGCGAGUUCGUGUUUGCGGAUAUUGAAAUGCUGCUCGUCCACUCGGCCGCUCACGUGGUGGAGAGGCGCUUCGAGUGCACCGCCUGCGGCAUUACGAUGAACAUGGCCAAGGAGGCCAGUGUCCAUUUCCAGACGGAGUGCAUCUUCAUGCGCGAAGAACUCAAGCGGCUGGAUGUCUCUCUGUUUCGAUAUUUUGUGUGCAAUGUGUGCGAGCAAAAGUUUUCCACCGCCGACCUGCUGCAGGAGCACCGAUACAUCUACUACCACUACUUUCCACGCCUCAACGCGGACGGGAGUGCCCUGCUGCUGCCCUGCGAGUAUUGCGAUGUCAACUUCACGCAAGCCCACGAGGUGGAGGCGCACAACCAGGAGAAGCAUCUGAACAAGAAGAGGCGCGAAAAGGAGACGCGCACCAACGGCCCUGGCCUCGGAAACGGCCGCCUUCGCCAGUACCUGUGCGACGUCUGUGGAAAGUCGUACACCCAGUCCAGUCAUCUGUGGCAGCACUUGCGCUUCCACCAGGGUGUCAAGCCCUUUGCCUGCCAAGAGGCCAAUUGCGAUAGGAAGUUCACAAUCCGUCCGGACCUCAAUGAUCACAUCCGCAAGUGCCACACUGGAGAGCGACCGUAUCAUUGUCUGGUGUGUGGCAAGCGCUUCCUCACCGGCUCUGUCUUCUAUCAGCACCGUCUGAUACAUCGCGGGGAGCGGCGCUACGAGUGCGACGAGUGCGGCAAGCGGUUCUACCGAGCCGAUGCCCUGAAGAACCACCAGAGGAUCCACACUGGCGAGAAGCCAUAUAGCUGCCUCUUCUGCACCAAGACCUUCCGCCAGCGCGGAGACCGGGACAAGCAUAUACGUGCACGACACUCCCAUCUGGACGCUAAUUCGCGUCUUAUGAUGCAGAUGCAGAAGUUCCAGCUGGAGUCGGCGGAAGCUUUAAAGGCCAGACUCCGGCAUGAGCAAACGGGCGACGGCGACAGCUACUCGGCUGAAGCUUCAGUAUCUCAUGUCGGUCAUGACGAAGAUGGUGCAAUUAAAUUAGCUACGGAAGAUCAAGAGGGAAGAUAUUAUGAGGCAAUGAACGGAUUCCACACAAACAACUUUGGGAUGCAGCAGUGUGUGGAGGAGGCUGAGUCCACGCCUAUGAACGAAGAGGAAAAUCAAGAAAUAAUUGUGUACGAGAACCCAGAGCUAGAGCCAGCAAUGUCUUAUGAACCGAAUGCAGAACCACAGCAAAUGGAACAGGAGAUUCCAGUGAAGCCCGAAAGACCAAAGCGUAAGAUUGUGGUGGUAAAGAAUAAUCCAUCUCUACCACUCUACCCAAAUUCAUACAUGUAAAACUAUGUAAAUAUGAACAAUUGAAAUAAACCGCCAAAUCAAGGUAAGCAAACUGCCAUCAAUAAUGGCUUAUCGCACAAAAGUAUCGAUGUCUUUUUGAAGCUAACCUGUGCAUCGAUGAAAAAUGUAUAUAACGACCUGAAUCAAAAAAAAAAAAAGUAUAAUUUUUCUCCGAAUUCGGAAAAAUAUUCCGUUGCAUAUGUAUCCCACAAAAUAUAAAUGUUUUCGGCCGUCCA
Messenger RNA from Drosophila obscura, 2883 nucleotides. RefSeq names its product testis-specific zinc finger protein topi. The transcript is spliced from 4 exons. The coding region runs from base 164 to 2647 and encodes 827 amino acids. The record is from RefSeq and is a predicted model, not a curated record. NCBI's taxonomy places the organism in Eukaryota, Metazoa, Arthropoda, Insecta, Diptera, Drosophilidae.